This is a messenger RNA of Ustilaginoidea virens, 3084 nucleotides long. RefSeq lists its product as uncharacterized. Bases 1 to 3084 code for a protein of 1027 amino acids. Lineage: Eukaryota; Fungi; Ascomycota; Sordariomycetes; Hypocreales; Clavicipitaceae. The record is from RefSeq and is a predicted model, not a curated record. The transcript has 2 exons.
AUGCUUCCUUCGCGGUUUCCCUCGGUACGGCAAAGGAACCGCCAGUCAGUCGGCGGAAAGCCCUCCUUCCGGGACGACGUCUCUGUUGUCGGCGUCAGAUAUGAAAAGACCAAGCCUGCAGAGCCUCCCACCACGUUGCCGCCAACGAGAUGCUCCUUGCGCUUGCCCAACAACUCCGUCACGCUGUCGAGGUCCAGCACCGCCGCAACAGCCACGUCACGCUCGACCCGUCCUUCAUCCGUCACUCUGACCAUCUCCUGUCAUCCUGUCGUUGUUGUGCCGCCUGCGUUGGCCUUGAUGUCUCGUCUCGAACCGCCCACGGAACAGCAUCCCGCCUUGAGAUCGCCAUUGCCAGCUAACGCGCAGUGUGUCCAGGACGGCAAACGCGACUCGGGUCACGCCGCCACAGCAGCCUCGGACCCGGUCAUUCAUGAGCAAGAAUGUGAGCACGACUUGAAACGCCUCCAGAUCCGCCAGUGCCACUUUCUGGAAGCUGAGCCUGAGGGCUGCCACAAACUCUAUUGUGUCUCAAGGGAAAUCGUACCUGCAGUGGAACUCGUCGACAACAGGGUUGAUGCGGACCGAGCGUUGGCCGCAGUAACCCUGGAACAAGCCGGCUCCGCCGCGGGUGCGCCGCCUUUGACACCUGCAUCAACCGCAGCCGAUUCUCCCUCAACUCAAUCAAACAACAACAACAACAACACCACCACCACCACCACCACCAACACCCACGACACCAGCAAUCCGCUGCCCUCUCUCAAGACACCUUCAUUUUCGCCUCGGAGACUGAUGAGGAAGAACCGCACUCGCUCUGUUGGACUCGAAAGCCCGGAUUCGAGUGACGUGUCGUCCGAAGGAGCCAGCAGGCUAGCGGCCACGCUGAUGGAGCUCCCAUCCACGAUGCGGGGCUCGUUGUCAUCCCCAGCCUCCUCCAUGCGGCGCCAACCAACCCACUCCGAAGACGACGUCUCUGCUCUACCUUCAUCAUCAGGACCUUCGACGUCGGGUCCUGCUGAUUUGCCCGCGCAGUUUGCUCCCCUCGCGGUUUCUAUCCCUAGCGAUAACCUGCUGGACGAUGCGUUCAUGAGUGGCUUUUCCUUCUCCAAGCGCGGAAGCAUCAUGUUUGGAGGCAAACGCACAAUGCUGCCAGCUCUUGAUGGUGCGACCGACCUGACGUCGUCGUCCGCGACCACGGCGCCAGUCGACGAAAACGGCGACAAUGUAGAAACUCUGCCGUCUCCGCCGCUCAGCCCAACAGUGUCAAAGGAAGCGAGAGCUGAGAGGGCCAGUUCAAGCACUGCCGUCGCCGACGCAGCCAAGCGCACACCACCCCCCCGGCACCAUCCGUCAAGCCUCAACAUGCCUGUCCUUUCCCCCGACGUCGAGAAAGAAUCUCAAAAGGUGAGAUUGCUCUAUGAAUUUGGCGAUGCUAUGAACUGGGAAGACGGCGCCAGGUUCUCCUUUUGCGAGCACUUGGAGCCUACUCCCGAGGUUCUUGCAGAGGACUCUCAUGACCCCGCCCGCGUCGCCAAUCCUGGGUCAGCUUCCGCAGCGCCAAGGUGUGCAAGCUCCUUUUCCCACUAUCACGCGGAUAACGCACGAAGCGAUUUUCAGCUGGCCGGUGGGAUGGAAGACUGGGAGGACGUCGACAUUGCUAAUGUCGACCGGUACGGCUUCAUUAUUACGCCUCGCCAACAAUCAACCACGAGAGUAAACACAUGCACGGAACUCAAGUCGGCGCAGUUCUCCCCUAGAAGGCGGCAUGUGCUGCAAAAGCGAGAUCCCAUGGGAUUCUCAUCUGGCCUGGUCCCCGGCAAGGCACCGAGCCGGAAGGUGUCGGCGCGGUCGCUCAACACGGUCAACUCGGAGAGAUCGGUUGCCUCUAUGCGAUCGUCACGGUCCGUCAUCCGUCAAGCCAGCAACCUGCUCCCCCACAACCGCAGCCGUCGUUGGAUGGACGAGGCCGGCGACAUGUUGACCAUUUCGCCGAACCUGCAGGACUCGAUUGAGGAAGCAAAGGUGGAGAAGAUAUCCGAGGCGCUGAAACGCAAGGAAUGGGAGCGGUCCGAAAAGUGGCACAAGAUGGCCAGGGUCAUCAACCACGGCGAGCCAGGAGAGGGGAUGGAUUUUGAGUUUGACGUCAAGAAUCCCAAGCUGAUUGAGCGAACGUGGAAGGGGAUCCCGGACCGGUGGCGCGCCGCUGCCUGGUGGUCCUUUCUGGCGAGCGCGGCCAGAGACCACGAGGGUUCUCCGUCGGCCGACAAGGUGAUGGCCAGGUUUCGCGAGCUGCAAGGUCAGGCGUCGCCGGAUGACGUGCAGAUCCACCUGGACGUUCCGAGAACAAUCAGCAGGCACAUCAUGUUCCGACGGAGACACAAGGGCGGCCAGAGGCUCCUCUUCCGGGUUUUGCACGCCAUUUCGAUAUACUUCCCCGAGACGGGCUAUGUUCAGGGGAUGGCUUCCCUGGCGGCAACGUUGCUGUGCUACUUUGACGAGGAGAAGGCGUUUGUGAUGCUGGUGCGCAUGUGGCAGCUGCGGGGGCUGGAGCGGUUGUACAGUCCCGACAGCUUCGACGGGCUCAUGACGGCGCUUCGGGAGUUUGACCAGUCAUGGCUCAGCAAGGCCAUGUCGGAGAAGCUCAGCCAACUGGAGAUUGAUUCGACGGCCUAUGGGACGAAAUGGUACCUGACGCUGUUUAACCUGUCGAUUCCUUUUCCGGCGCAGCUGCGCGUGUGGGACGUUUUUCUUUUGCUGGGGGGGCGGGAUGGUGGGCCAGCGGCGCAAGGAGCUGCUGCUGCUGCUGCUGCUGCGAGAGCGACGACGGAGACUGCGGCGUCGACGGCGACGAGCAAUCCGAGGACCGCCGCGACGGACAAGGAGCAGCCGGGAGAGCCCAGCGGGCUCGACGUGUUGCACGCGGCCAGCGCGGCGUUGAUAGACGCCCUCCGAGACGUGCUGGUUGAUUCUGAUUUCGAAAAUGCCAUGAAGGCGCUGACGUCGUGGAUCGCCAUCAAGGAUGAAGACUUGUUGAUGAAGGUGACAAAGGCGGAGUGGAAGGCACACCAGGGCAAGAAGAAGACGUAG